AUGGAUACGUUCCAAAAUUUUAAUACAAAUGACGUUAACCCUAAUUCUAAUGACAUUAACUUUCAGUUCGAGUAUAAUGAAUUAAAUGGUAUAUUUAUGGAUACUCCAAGACAACAAAAUGUCAGUGGUAAAAAUACUUCUAGAACCGAUGGUUAUCAACCUAUUCCAAAUUUUACAUUAUCAAGCAAUAUGUUGCCUACGCCUAAUGGUUCUGACCAUAAUGCUUGCUCAGAAUCCAUGAUUAUGUCUCCCUAUUCUAUGUUACCAAAUUCUGUAGAAGGUACUUUUCGUGAAGAUGAGGUUGACCCUUAUAGUUAUUUAUCAUCACCUCUAAUUUCACCAAUCCUACAACCCGAUCAACCUAUGACAAGGCAACACGAUCAGAAAUCAAGUUCUACUUACAAUCAAAUGCCUAAUAAUCCUCACUAUUCACCAUUAAAUAAGCCAGAAGGUGUAAAUAAUUCUGUGAUACAAUUACCAGGAAAUAAUUCUAGUCCUGAUAACAACAGUAUCGAAAAUAAUAGUAGCACAAAGAACAAUGUAAAUAAACUACCAACUAUAAUGACGGGUUCCCCAUCUAUAAUGCCUAAUGUAAACAUGCCUUUGACUUCAUCGAUAGCCAUGCAAGAACCAAUUCCAAACUUGAAUCUUGGCAGUAAUCUCGUGUCUGAAGUAACGCAGACACAACCUUCAUCUGCACAUCUUUCAAAUGGUUCAUCCUCUUCCUUUAACGGUAAUAUCGUUCCAAUAACACCGUCUUCUCUUAUGAAAUUAAAUAAGCAACAAUCUUCUACUCCGAAUCCUACUCUGAAUUCUAUACAAGAUAAUCAAACAGUUAACACUCAACAAGGGCAAAUACAGAAUCAGCAAACUUUCAAUAAUGAGACAGAACAACCUACUUUUGUAGCACCAAGAUCAAGGGUCACAACUUCUGGUCCGCAACGCAUGUUGGUAAUAUCACCAACUGUGUCGCCAAUAUCUCCGAGAAUGAAUCCUGUGACAAUGUCACCAAUGAUUUUACCAUCGUCUGGGAGAAAAAUUGUUCAUACAAAUCAGGCUGUUCGUUCUCCAUCAACACUUAAUCCUUCAAAAAGUCCUCAAACUCUGAAACUUACAAUAAGCCCAAGCCUGAAACCAAAAUUACCAGGUGUGCUGGCUAACGAAGUGGCAGAAAAAUUAGCAAGUCAAUCAAAUUAUAAAAACAUUUUGGAGGGAACGUCAAAAUCCCUCGGUAUAUCCUAUUCGUCUGAAGUACACUCAAGUCUAGAAUCUCGACGUACGACACAUAAGGCAGCAGAACAAAAACGUAGAGAUUCAUUAAAACAAAGCUUUGAUGAAUUAAAAAAAGUAGUUCCAUUACAUUCCAUUACAAGUAAUAAUACUAAAGGAAAUAAUAUUAAAGGAAAUAACCACAAAAAUGGUAGUGGAAAUGAUCGUAACAUCACGAAAGGCAAAAGUUGUGAUGGUAAUGGAUCACUGAAAAAUCUUCAUCAACAGACCAAAGAAAAGGAUGAACUUAUUCAAAAAUUAACAAAUGAACUUGAUGAACUUAAAGCUGCGAAAAAACUAAAGAUUGAACAUGAUCAAAAAAAUGAUGAUACGGAAAUAAUAACUGAUGACAGACAUUAA
Racocetra persica is the source of this 1629-nucleotide messenger RNA. Lineage: Eukaryota; Fungi; Glomeromycota; Glomeromycetes; Diversisporales; Gigasporaceae. The record is from the annotation of a GenBank genome assembly.